AUGGAUCGACCUUUGGCGCAAGCAGGAUGGCAUACUGGGUGUGCUGCUUGUAAGAAAAGGGUGGUUUCCUCCUAUGAUUCACCUCAGAAUCCAUACCGAUCUAUUGUAUCAACCAUGAUGUUCCGUUCCCCCAUUAUCUUCAACAGCGUCAUGGCAAUAUCCGCAUCGCAUCUUUCUCAGCUGGGAAGUGCUGGGACAGCACCCAUCUCGUUCCAAACGGAAGCAAUCUCGCAUAUAUCGAAAGGGAUUGCCGAAAUGGACAUUGGAUGGAAUACAAACAUUCCAUACAACGAGGAGGGUUGCCUCAACCAGAUUCAGCCUCUCGCUACAUCCACUGUUGAAGAUGAUCUCCUUAUCGGGAUCAUUCUUCUUGGCAUGACAUCGAGUUGGUAUGACCCUUCUUCUUUGGGUCUUUUCCACUUGCAUGGCGCGCGCCGACUUUUCGCAAUCUGGAUAGCUGAGCGGGACUUGACCCAAAUGCAACUUCCAACUUGCUGCACGGAACGCUUAAUAAUUUCUUCAAUGGUGUACUGGGAAGUCAUGGCUGCCUGCCUGAUGGAUCAGCAUCUAGACGACCUCUCAUACCUCGAUGUCUUCGGCGACCAACCUCGGGUAUUCUUUUCUUACCCCUGUCCUUGGACAGGAGUCGGUAUGGAGGCUCUCAUAUAUCUCGCCAAGUGCAUAACCCUUGUGCGAAAUAACAGAAGUAUCCAGCGUACUGUUUGCGCCGCCGGGCCUUCUAGCAAGGACCCCGCAGUGUUGGAACAAGCAUCCAUACUUAUCCUGGGUAUCAAUGACAUGCAGAUUCCAAGUGUCGCUGAGAUACAAGAGACAGGAGAUGUGUCAACUCCUGCUCAUCAUCUUGAGAAGAUGGCCCAGUGUCAUCGACUCGUCGCUCAACUCGAACUUUACAGGACAUUUCCCGAACUCAUGUGCAGAGAUGCGCCAGCCGAACUGGACCACCUGUGUCAACACUCUCAAAGGGUCUUGGCCUUGGCCAUUAAGAUUCUAGAAAUCACAAAGGCUAUCCCUCAAGAUUCCCAUACGGUUGCGAUUCAAACGCUUGUGUUUUUAUCGGCUGGCAGCGCCCUUAGCUUUUACUCGACAAUGAACCCAGAGACCAUAAUGAUGUGGAGGAAGUAUGUGAUGGAAAGACUCUACAAGUCGUUUCAGACUCUCAAGCUUCAGACGAUUAGUCGAGCAGCAGAUAUUUUGAAGGUAGUUUGGUUGCAAAUGGACUCAAUUGUAGUUGAGUCUUUGAGCUGCCACUGCCCUGGCAUGCAUAUUCAUUGGAUUGAUGUAAUGGUCGAUAAGAAGCUAGAGACUAUUCUCGGAUGA
This is a messenger RNA of Fusarium graminearum PH-1, 1338 nucleotides long. RefSeq lists its product as uncharacterized. Gene Ontology annotation, biological process: positive regulation of transcription by RNA polymerase II. The transcript is spliced from 4 exons. Gene Ontology annotation, molecular function: transcription cis-regulatory region binding; DNA-binding transcription factor activity. Gene Ontology annotation, cellular component: nucleus. The record is from RefSeq and is a predicted model, not a curated record. Lineage: Eukaryota; Fungi; Ascomycota; Sordariomycetes; Hypocreales; Nectriaceae. Bases 1 to 1338 code for a protein of 445 amino acids.